GUCUGUAGUUGUGUUUUUCUUCAUCGACGCACAUGAAAUUAACCAACGUGCUCUUGCUUUCUUGACAAGAAACACUUUGCUGCAGGUACAUGAUCACAAACAUUUAGUACAGAAACGUUUUCAUGUUCAUGCAGUUUUUAGCAGCACCGAUUGUUUAGCCUGUAUUAAAUCGGGUUUUUUGUUGCAAACACUCCUUGGUUAGGACUUAGAAUCAAGGAAGAGGUAGUCUUCACGAUAGAUCUUUGUAGGUUUUAUUUCCUGUCAGGGAUCCAGAAAACAUGUUUAAUGAGGAUGAGGACUGGAGUGACGAACAAGAGGGGAAGAUCCUGAGUAAAACUGUCUUUAAAAACACCCAAAAGGCGGACAGCAGCACACAUUUAAAGUCUAAUGUUACUGGGAAAAAGAGCUUGCUGCGGACCCUGAAGACACUGGGAUCAGCACCAGAAUGGAAGAGCAGUGACCAUGAACAGGACAGCGACAGUGAGACAGAGGUCCCUUCGUCACCCAGUAAAAAGAAGAAGAGGAGGAAAAGGAGAAAACAUGAAGGGCAAUCAGAGGAACAGCAAGAAGGAGCGUCAAAAGCACACAAGACAUCUGCAGGGGAGAUGGAAAGUGAUAAAGUCCCAGAACCUCCACAAGAGAUUGUAAACAAAGAGCAAGGCGAUGAGAAACUGAGCAGAAAGCAGUGGAAAAACAAAAUGAAGAAUAAAAAAAGAUGCAAGAACAAAUUCCGCCACAAUAAACAUGAGAACGAUGCAAACAAAGUUAAAACCACUGAUAAACAGGAACAGGCAAAAAAAAUCAAAAUAGAUCCACAUAACAGCAACAGUGAAAACAUCAGCCAGACAGCAAACCAGAAACACAAGCAGGAAAAAGAGACUAAAACAGUGAAAAGAAAGACAACAGAACAAGAGGCAGACAGAUUUACCACAGCAACUGGAAAAAAACAGCAAAAGGUGGAAAAAGUAAAAAGUGGAGAAUCUGCUGAAAGUCCAUCUAAAGAUUCUGCUGAGGGAUUGAAACAUAAAGCAGAGGAACUUCAGGUGGGGAUCACACAUGAUCUGCAACAGUUUCCCACAAAAAGACAGAAACCUGAGCUGAGCAAAGAACAGAGUCUGAAAAGAGAGAGGCUGCAGAAAAUACUCCGCAGCCAGGAAAAGGACGAUGACAAGAGUCCAGUAGAGAAAACAGACACACCGGCGGUCCAAGAGGAGGUGAAGCAAAGCAGCUCAGACUCUCUCAGGUCCCGCAUGGAACAGCGUCUGGAGGCGGCUCGUUUCCGCUACAUUAACGAACUUCUGUACAGCACGUCAAGCGGCGAGGCUAGGCGGAUGUUUCAGCAGGAUCCGCAGGCCUUCUGGGUUUACCACAAAGGUUACACAACUCAGGUCCAGAGGUGGCCCGCCAACCCGGUGGACGCCAUCAUCUCCUACAUUCAGAAAAAACCACCUACUCUGGUAGUGGCAGACUUUGGUUGUGGUGACUGUAAAAUUGCGAGCAGCGUGAAGAAUAAGGUGCACAGCUUUGACCUAGCUGCUACCUGUGAACUCGUCACCGUCUGUGACAUGGCCAAAGUGCCUCUUGGUGACGGCUCUGUGGACAUCGCUGUUUUUUGUCUUUCCCUCAUGGGGACCAACCUGGCAGAAUUCUUAGCAGAGGCCAACCGUGUCUUAAAAAUGAGGGGCGUCCUGAAAAUUGCAGAAGUGGCGAGCCGAUUUGAAAAUGUGCAGAACUUCAUUUCUGCUUUGGCAGGUCUGGGAUUUAAGAUGACGUCGAAGGAUACAGAAAACAGUCAUUUCUUCUCCUUUGAGUUUGUGAAGACAGGAAAUGUUCCAAAAAUCGUGAAGAAAUUUGGACUGCAGUUGAAGCCUUGUGUGUACAAGAAAAGAUGAUGUUCGUGGAAGAGUUGAUUAGCACGCAUGUGUGUAAAAUCAUUAUGUAAAUCAGUGGGUCAAUUAACUAUUCCUCUUGAAUUUCUUUGUCCAGAAAGAUGAUUGCAGUUUUGAUACAAAAACAAGAAGUGACCCAAAACCAAAACUAACAUUUGCAUGAAUUGUCCUUUAUAUUCAUCUUUUUAAUAAUGUAUUAUUGGAGUUUGCUGUAAUUGGUUUAAUUCAGAUCCACAGACACAGAAUAUCUGCCAAUUUGUUCAUUUAGUUUGAUGGUCUAAUUUGCAGUCUUGUAUUCAGGUUUCUUAUUUGGACUUCUUUAAAUUAGGGAUUCAGCCUUAUUUAAAGCUAGUUCAUUCUGUUAUAAGAUAUCUGCUAAAAUAAUCACUCAGAUGGGUUCAGUUUGAAGUUUUAUAAGACAAGUAAUGUAAAAUCCGUGUUGUUAUAAAAAAAAGUAGUGUCAAGUUGAUAAAAAACUAGCUUUUGAAAUAA
Messenger RNA from Girardinichthys multiradiatus, 2381 nucleotides. It is a transcript of the gene rrp8, whose product is annotated as ribosomal RNA processing 8. The record is from RefSeq and is a predicted model, not a curated record. Gene Ontology annotation, molecular function: methyltransferase activity. The transcript is spliced from 7 exons. Gene Ontology annotation, biological process: rDNA heterochromatin formation; regulation of transcription by glucose; cellular response to glucose starvation. NCBI's taxonomy places the organism in Eukaryota, Metazoa, Chordata, Actinopteri, Cyprinodontiformes, Goodeidae. Bases 279 to 1892 code for a protein of 537 amino acids. Gene Ontology annotation, cellular component: nucleolus; rDNA heterochromatin; chromatin silencing complex.